AUGGCGGACCGUAUGACACAGUACAAGUUCAAGGGCCGUGACACGGAGACCAUGCGCGGCAAACGGCGCGACUUUGCCGUGAGCCUCCGCAAGGACAAGCGCAAGGAAAAGUUUGAUGCCGAUGGCCAGGCCAUCGCUGCCCUGCGCCCCAAGAUUGAGAAUGACGCCGACCCUGCCACACAAAUGGAGGCCCUGGUCCAGCUGCGUCGCCUUCUCGCUGCCCCCAAGGAACUGCCCAUCCAGGCCACCCUGGAAAGUGGUGUCAUUGGCAAGCUGGUCCAGCUCCUGGGUCACCAGAACUCGGACGUUCAAUACGAAACUGCAUGGAUCUUGACGAACAUCUCCUCUGGCAAGCCCCACCAGACAGCUGCCGUUGUCGAGGCCCAGGCCAUUAUCCCCUUGUGCCACUUGCUCAGCUCACCCCACGGCAAAGUCAAGGACCAGGCCUGCUGGUGCCUUGGAAACAUUGCUGGUGAUGGCGCCAUGCUUCGCGAUACCCUCAUCCAAGUGGGAGCGCUUGAGCGUUUCUUGCAAAUGUUGUGCGAGGAGCAAGACCUGGACCUCCUGCGCAACGUGUCAUGGACCGUCUCCAACUUUUUCCGGUGGAAAAACCCCCCAGCACCCUUUGAGAAGAUGAGCAUGAGCCUCGAGGUCCUCCGCAACUGUCUCAGUGAAGACCCCGAAGUCCUCUCCAACGUUUGCUGGGCCAUUUGCUACAUUGCUGAAUCGGGCGAAGAGCUGCUGGAUACCAUUCUCAAAACCUACGGUGCUUACUUUAUGUCCCUUCUCAGCCUGCCUUCCCACGAUGCUCAGCUGUCCCACCGGCUGUACCUUGGUGCAAUCGGCUGGCUCCGCAUCGCAUCAUCUCCCUUGCUCAUCGGCUUCUCUCUGUGGUUGAUGGCACCAGCUGCCUGCCAUCCGUACUCUCGGUAG
Monosiga brevicollis MX1 is the source of this 933-nucleotide messenger RNA. RefSeq lists its product as uncharacterized. Gene Ontology annotation, biological process: NLS-bearing protein import into nucleus. The coding region runs from base 1 to 933 and encodes 310 amino acids. The transcript is spliced from 3 exons. Gene Ontology annotation, molecular function: protein binding; nuclear import signal receptor activity. Gene Ontology annotation, cellular component: nucleus. The record is from RefSeq and is a predicted model, not a curated record. NCBI's taxonomy places the organism in Eukaryota, Choanoflagellata, Craspedida, Salpingoecidae.